This is a messenger RNA of Phialemonium atrogriseum, 1005 nucleotides long. RefSeq names its product swr complex subunit. The record is from RefSeq and is a predicted model, not a curated record. The transcript is spliced from 2 exons. The coding region runs from base 1 to 1005 and encodes 334 amino acids. Gene Ontology annotation, cellular component: Swr1 complex. Lineage: Eukaryota; Fungi; Ascomycota; Sordariomycetes; Cephalothecales; Cephalothecaceae.
AUGCCGCCAGAAUUAGAUCCCGAAGAAGACUAUGCCUCCUCCGAGGAUUCAGAUUUCGCCCCCGAAGAUGUCCCCGAGCGCCAAUCGUCGCCCUCAGACGACGAAGGCGCAGGCGAGAAACAACCAGCCGCGAAUGCACGAAAGAGGCGUGCCGGGGAUAACGAGGCCGAGGAUGCCGGCUUUGAGAACUCGGGGGACGAGGCGGUGAUAGUGAAGGGCAAGAAACGGCUGAAGAAGACGAAGGGGAAGGGUAAGGAGGGGGCUGGCGAGGACGAUGAGGGCGGCGAGGGCGGGUUGAUCAAGACCCGAAGCAUGCGCGCACAGGAAAAAGCCGAGCGCAAAGCUAGCGGCCCGACCGGGCCCGUCACCAUCGACGCUGACGCAUUAUGGGCGCAAAUGACCGGAGCCGCUCCGGCGCCCUCGACAUCGACGGCACAGGUAGACAACGAAGGAGUAUCCGCCGCGGAUUCUGGGCCAGUUUCCGAGGCCCAACCCCAACCGCUGGCUAACGACGCCAGUCCGGGGAAGAAGGAGUCCCCAACAAUGAUACGGAUCAAACGAACCUACAACUUCGCCGGCAAAGUCCACAGCGAAGAGAAGCUCGUCGCGCGUGACUCGGCGGAAGCACGGCUCUACCUCGCCGAGAACGCGGACGCGGACGGAGAGGAGCAGCAGGCGGCCCGGCGGAUGCCGCGCAAGGCGUUCCGGUCGGCGUUCGAGCCGGCCAUGACGGACCAGCAGCGGCGCGUGGACCUCAACCUCGGGGUGGGCGUGCGGCUGCGGGCGCGGGAGCUCGCGCGGGACGCGGGCGCCAAGAAGCUCAACACGGUCGAGAAGAGCAGGAUGGACUGGGCCGGCUACGUGGACAAGGAGGGCAUCAAGGACGAGCUCGAGCUGGCGGGCAAGUCCAAGGAUUCGUUUGCCGCGCGCCAAGACUUCCUCGCCCGGAGCGAGGCGAAGAGGGAGGAGGAGGCGAGGCGCGCACGGCUUGCUGGCCGGGCGUGA